This is a messenger RNA of Drosophila guanche, 1019 nucleotides long. RefSeq names its product carbonic anhydrase 15 (gene CAH8). NCBI's taxonomy places the organism in Eukaryota, Metazoa, Arthropoda, Insecta, Diptera, Drosophilidae. The record is from RefSeq and is a predicted model, not a curated record. The coding region runs from base 7 to 990 and encodes 327 amino acids. Gene Ontology annotation, molecular function: carbonate dehydratase activity; zinc ion binding. Gene Ontology annotation, cellular component: cytoplasm. The transcript has 4 exons.
CUGGCCAUGGCUCAGUCUGCAGAGAAACGUGCGUGGAUCUCUUUGGAGUGGCACGGAUCGUGUCUUUCAUCUUGUAUUUUUCGGUGUGUGGCGAUUGUGCGUGGGUGGAAAAUGCAUUUUCCUGCUUUUAAUGACUUCUAUCAGCGACUUUUGUUUCUGCUGCCGUUUGCCACAAAUUUUGGCAUUCAAGAGCGAAGCUUCGACUACAAUGCCCCCAUCGAAUGGAAGGACGCGUUUCCCAAUUGUGGCGGGGCAGAGCAGUCACCGAUUGCCAUCAGUAGGUACAAGGUAAUACCCAUUGGUCUGCCUCCCUUGCAUUUCUAUCGCUACGACGAGCCGUUCGAUCAGCUCUUGAGCAUACACAACAAUGGGCAUACAGUUCACUUUACCAUUCCUACGACUAUCUUCGGGGAGCGUCCCUAUGUGACUGGCGGCUUGCUGCAGGACUUUUACGAGGCCAGGGACGUGCACUUCCACUGGGGCUCGCAGCAGAGCAAGGGCUCGGAGCAUUUGCUAAAUGGCCGGCGCUACGAUCUGGAAAUGCAUAUUGUGCAUCACAACACCAAGUACAUCAGCGACGAGGAUGCGCGCAAUAACAGCGACGGCCUGGCGGUGCUGGCAGUGCUCUUCAAGGUGGAGCGGACGGGACCCACCUUCUACCAGCCCGGACUCAAUGAGAUCUUUGCCUCGCUGCUGCACGUAGGAGACUUCAACAGCACUUAUGCACCUCCGGUUCUGAUGACACUUGGAUCGCUGUUGAGCAAUCUGGAUGUGAGGAACUUUUACAGCUACAAGGGUUCGCUGACAACGCCGCCCUGCUCGCCCUCCGUGCUGUGGCACGUGUUUGCCGAGGUGCUGCCCAUCUCCCACCAGGAUCUGCCCAAAUUCUGGCAGCUGCGGAACCGCCAUGGCCGACCAUUGCUCAACAAUUUCCGGCCACUGCAGUCGCAGGAGUCGCGACAGAUCUUCCAUCGACGGCCCUGGUUAUAGCUAACUAAUUAAAGUUAAUUUUAUUUAAA